UUCCCUCCUUUAUUUUUUUAUUCACUUUUUUCUCUUACCAAUAAAAAUAAAUAAAUAAAAGAUACGAUCUUUCUCACACUCAUCUUUUUCAAAGAGAAUACUGUUACGUACACAAGAUACACAGAGAGAGAGAGAGAGAGAGAGAGAGAGGAAGAGAGCGCAUGUAGAGAGAGAAAACUGGAGCUGUAGCCGUAUAGCAUAGGCGGCAAAGAGAAGAGAAGGAGCAAGCGAGAAAAAGAUCGCCUUUAGAUCUGAGUUGCUGUUACUCGUCGUUUCAGUGACUGGGCUUUCAUUCGAUAUCAAGAUCAGAGAGUGCAAGAAUUCACUGAGUUUGACUCUGCAUUGAUCCACUGCUUGCCCACUUGAAUUUUCUUGAUUAUCUCAGAAUUUCUCCCUGUUUUAGGCUUUUGUAGCUUGGAAAUCCAAGUGGGCACUUGGAAUUUCCCUUGCAUUGGUGGCGUGUCGGUGAAUGGUGGUUUUCUGGCGGUGGUCGCCGGAGCUCCGGUGAGUUUCCGGGCUGAGCUCCGGCGUUCUUGUGGAGAAUAAGAUCAGGGAAUGAUGUGGAAUUGAGGGUAAGAUAGUGAAAAUGUUCAAGUCGGCGAGGUGGAAGAGCGAGAAGAACAAGGUCAAAGUUGUGUUCAAGUUGCUGUUUCAUGCAGCUAAGUUGCCACAGGUUGGAGAAGAUGCAUUGAUGAUCUAAUCGGACAAGGCAGCAGUUCGGGAUGGCAGUUGUUUCUGGGAGAAUCCCGUGUAUGAAACGGUGAAGUUCAAUCGAGACCCGAAGUUGGGGAAGAUUCAUGAGAGGAUAUACUACUUUGUCGUAGGGACGGGGUCUUCUAAAGUUGGAGUUAUUGGAGAAGCUUCCAUUGAUUUUUCAAACUAUGCCGAGGCAACUAAGGUCUCAUUGGUGUCCCUUCCACUCAAGAAUUCAAGAACAGAAGCUGUGUUGCACGUGUCAAUUCAAAGGAUGCAGGAGUCAGUUGAUCAUAGAGAUGUUGAAGAGAGCGAGACUCCGAAAUCAAAUUAUAAAGAGCACAGCUUGAUGUCACAUUUGAGCAAUGGUGAUAUUGAUGGAAACAUCAAGGACAAUUCCGAGGAUGUGCCUUUUAACAAGAUUACUGAAUUUAAUGGAAACCGUCGAGCAUCUAAUGGAUCUGAUAUCACGAUGUCGAGCUCUGAGAGCAGCUCCGGAGUUGAAAGCGUUCAGCGGGAGCCUGGUGGACUUGUAUCGUCUCUGAGGCCUCAGGGGCUGAACUCCGAUGCACAAACGGCAGUGUAUGAAGAGCAUCAGAGCUCACAUUGGGGAUGGCCAGGAAAUCCUGCCCUUGAAGCUAGUACAGAUGACUCUUCAAGCACUCCGAGAGAAAUAUUUUUACAGCAGCACUUGGAAGAAGCGUCGGAUAUUGUGAUUGAGAAGCUGAAAUCUGAAGUUGCUGCUUUAUCCAGGCAAGCAGAGAUUUCUGAGUUGGAACUGCAGACUCUUCGUAAACAGAUUGUGAAAGAGAGCAAAAGGGGUCAAGAUCUCUAUAGAGAACUUGUUUGCUUGAAAGAGGAAAGAGAUUCUUUGAAGGGAGAAUGUGAGAGACUAAAAGCUGCAAGGAGACGCAUGGAUGAAGCGAAAACUAGAACCAACUCAGAAUUUGAGGGAGGGGAUUUGAGGGUGAUUGUUGAAGAACUUAGACAAGAGCUUAAUCAUGCGAAAGAACUCAAUGCUAAUCUUCAAGUACAGCUUCAGAAGACACAAGAAUCGAACUCUGAACUAAUUCUUGCCGUGCAAGACCUUGAUGAGAUGUUAGAACAGAAAAAUAGGGAAAUAUUGAGCCUCUCCAGUGAAGUGUCCGUGAAAGAUAUUGAUGAUAAGACUCGAGAGGCGGGCGCCACUGGUCAUCGAGACGAAGACAAUGACGAUGAGGAACAGAAAGCUCUGGAGGAGCUUGUGAAGGAGCAUGUUAAUGCCAAGGAAUCAUAUCUUCUGGAACAACAGAUCAUGGACUUGCGUAGUGAAAUCGAAAUCUACAAGCGAGAUAAAGAUGAGCUAGAGAUGCAAAUGGAACAGCUUGCCCUUGACUAUGAGAUCAUGAAGCAAGAAAAUCAUGAAAUGGCGUAUAAGUUGGAGCAGAGCCAGCUUCAGGAACAACUGAAGAUGCAGUAUGAAUGUUCGUCCUCAUAUGCCGCUGCCCAUGAACUUGAAGCCCAGAUAGAAAACCUGGAGAACGAACUGAAAAUACAAAAGAAGGAAUCAGCUGAUGCAUUGGUCACGAUAAAUGUACUUGAAGCCCAGAAAGAACACCUGGAAAACGAACUGAAAAAACGAACAAAGGAAUCCGUUGAUGCGUUGGUUGUGAUAAGUGAACUUGAAGCUCAUGUCAAGAGCUUAGAGGAUGAACUUGAAAAACAGUCACAAGGAUUUGAAGCUGAUCUGGAAGCUCUUAUGUGCUCCAAAGUUGAGCAGGAGCAGAGAGCAAUAAGAGCUGAGGAAGCAUUCAGAAAAACGCGGUGGCAAAAUGCUAACACGGCAGAGAGGCUUCAGGAGGAGUUUAGAAGGCUUUCUGUGCAGAUGGCAUCUACACUUGAAGCUAAUGAGAAACUGGCGACCAAAGCUUUAGCAGAAGCAAAUGAGCUCCGUUUACAGAAAAUCCAUUUGGAAGAUAUGAUCCAGAAAGCUUCUGAAGAACACCAAUCUGUCAAAGAAGAUUACGAGAGUAGAUUGUAUCAACUUGCUAACCAAGUCGUAUUGAUGACAAAGCAAAUAGAACAGAUGCAGUCAGAAAUCGAGGAUAGAGAGCUGCAGCUGGAAUAUCAGAAGAAGCAUGCUGAAGAAACUGAGAGGCUUCUCUCAGACGAAAUUUUAAAGCUCAAGAAUGAGAUCGAUACAUACAUAGCUAAGAAUAAAAUUCUGUCAGAGGAGGUGGAAGCUAAGGAGAGUUUGAUGCAUGAGUUGGAACAAAUGAGAUUAUCUGUUAAGGAGAUGAAAUUGCUCAUGGAGCAAGGGAAUGACGAAAGAAUUGAACUUGAAAGCAGGAUUAUGUUGCUGAAAAGUGAAGCUGAAGAGUUGCAGAAGGAAUUGAAUAAAGCGAGUUGUCUUUUGGAAGAAAAAGAGUUGACAGCUGGGACUCUGCAGUCGGAGCUAGACUCUCUUAAAGCACAGUAUACAGAGUUAAAGCAUUCUCUAUUAGAGGAUGAGUUGGAGAAAGUGGAAUUAAGGAAACAAGUGGUUUUAUUAAAAGACGAUCUGAAGAAGGCGGUAGAUGCAUUAAGUAGCAUGGAGAUGAAGAUAAAGGACGCAGCAACUCUAGAUGCAGAUGAAGCAACUUCAGAAACUAGUACGCCUGUUCCUUGUGGCUCCAAAGAGGCUGCAAAUCUCAAGGGGAAAAUUAAAUUGCUUGAGGAUCAGAUCAAGUUAAAGGAAAGUGCUUUGGAAAUAUCGAGUAAUACAUUUCUAGAGAAGGAAAAGGAUCUUCACAACAAAAUUGAAGAGUUCGAAGAGAGACUGGUAGUGCUCGACGAAAGCAGUAUUCGAUAUUGUGAGAAUGAAGUCGAAAAGGUGGCUCAACCUGCAGAGGAUGAGGCCCUGAAUCUUAGAUUGAAUGAAGAAGAAAGAAAUUCAGAUGAAGAUUCAAGCACUACGAGCAAGAUAUCAGAUGCCAACAAUUCUACAUCAACAUCAAUAAACAGCAAUACUACGAACGAUACUGGAUAUCUUGAUGAAUUAAAAAAUGAAAUGGCGUUGCUGAGGGAUAGGAACGAAUCAAUGGAGGCAGAACUGAAGGAAAUGCAGGGGAGAUAUUCAGAAUUAAGUCUCAAGUUUGCCGAGGUAGAGGGUGAACGACAACAACUUGUAAUGAGAGUACGCUAUCUCAAGAAUGCAAAGAAGAGAUCGUAACAUCUGGUGAACUUGUUCAACUCGGUAUAUAGGUAAAUUAACUUAUUGCACUUCAAUGACGCGAAUCAACAGAUUUUGCAGGGUAUUUUCAAGAAUAAAUUCUUUGUAAAUUGCUGAAUAUAUUUUCUUUCUCGGAAUUUAUUGUUGAUUCCGUUACAUGUAAUAGAAAAUCCAAAAUGGUCACUUCAUCGCGCAAGAACGCUGCACCGUGCCCGAUUCUUGUUCUUUUU
Molecule: messenger RNA, 4113 nt
Organism: Sesamum indicum (sesame)
Lineage: Eukaryota; Viridiplantae; Streptophyta; Magnoliopsida; Lamiales; Pedaliaceae
Source: RefSeq, a predicted model, not a curated record